CUUCCUCUGCAUCUGGAUAUCAAGGCAAGAAAGAAAAGCAGAACAGCUUAAACAAACAAGUUUUUGUAUGAAUGAUUCUUUAAAAAAAUAAAGAACUCAAAAAUUAAACAAAUGAGUCGUCUUCAGUGCCUCAGCAUCUACUUUGUAAUCAGAUUUCUUCUGGCAUGGAGUUGGGGAAUCAUGAACAGCCUGUUGUUAUGAGAGAGGAAAACAAACGGAGGAGGAGAAGAAUGAAGCCUUAUUGUACAGCAAAUAAUUUAUCUUCAAUGGAACUGAUACCCAUUGAGUUUGUUCUACCCACAAGCCCUAAACAUACUAAAACACCAGAAAUAGUGACACUCGAAAUUGCAGGCAACUGUACUGUUGAGCAGAUGAAAGCACAGAUUUGGAUGCAUGCAAUAGAAAUGAGCCAAACCUCAGACUUCUGCCAUAAAUACACCCCAGAUCAGUUUAUUCUUCAGUAUCAAAAGAAAGGACAGUGGUAUGAAAUUUAUGACAAACAUCAGGUAAUUCAGACAUUGGACUGUAUACUAUAUUGGAAAGUGUUACAGAAAAAGGUAGGCAAAAUCUAUGUUGUUCAGAAGCAGAAACCAUCAGAGGAAGUUCAAGAAUUUCAGAAGCAGCUGAAUGACUUAAUAGGAUAUGAUGUUACUGAUGUAAGUAACGUGCAUGAUGAUGAACUAGAAUUUACACGCCGCAGGCUAGUCACUCCACGAAUGAUUGAAGUAGCCUGCAGAGAUCCAAAAUUGUAUUCAAUGCAUCCAUGGAUUACUUCCAAGCCCCUUCCAGAGUAUUUGUUUAAAAAGAUUACUAAUAAUAAUAUUUUUAUAAACAUACAUAGAGGAACAACUAGCCAGAAAAUUAAAGUCUCAAUAGAUGAUACUCCAGAUAUGAUCCUUCAGAGCUUUUUCACAAAAAUGGCAAAAAAGAAAUCUUUGAUGGACAUUCCUGAAGAUCACAGUGAACUGGACUUUGUUCUCAGGGUUUGUGGCAGAGAUGAAUAUAUCACAGGGGAAACGCCAAUCAAAGAUUUUCACUGUAUAAGACAGUGCCUUAAGAAUGGGGAAGAAAUUCACCUUGUGCUAGACACUCCUCCUGACCCUAAUGAGGAUGAGGUUCAGAAAGAAGAGUGGCCAUUGGUGGAUGACUGCACAGGAGUUACAGGAUAUCAUGAACAGUUGACAAUCGAUGGAAAAGAUCACGAGAGAGUGUUCACUAUAUCUUUGUGGGACUGUAAUAGAAAAUUUAGAGUCAAGAUAAUUGGCAUUGAUAUUCCAGUGCUACCCAGAAAUACUGACAUUACUGUAUUUGUUGAGGCUAAUAUUCAGCAUGGGCAACAACUCCUUUCCCAACGAAGGACUACAUCUAAGCCUUUCACUGAAGAGGUUCUGUGGAAUACCUGGCUAGAGUUUGAUAUUAAAAUUAAAGACUUGCCUAAAGGAGCACUACUGAAUCUGCAGGUAUAUUGUGGCAAAACACAGUCAUUAGCCACAAAGGCCAACCUUCAGUCACACGAUUCUCCCAGUUCUGACUCUAAAUGCAAAACCCAGCUUCUCUACUAUGUAAAUAUUUUGUUGAUAGAUCACCGUUUCUUGUUACGAAGUGGGGAGUAUGUGCUUCAUAUGUGGAAAAUUCCAGGUAAGGGGGAAGAGCAGGGAAGCAUCAAUGCUGACAAACUUACAUCAGCAACUAAUCCUGAUAAAGAAAACUCAAUGGCAGUCUCUAUUGUUUUAGACAAAUACUGCCACCCAAUAGCUUUGCCCAAACAUAGGAUAACAUCUGAUACUCGGGGAGAUGGGGCAAGAACUGAAAUGCCAAACCAACUUCGCAAACAGCUCGAAGAGAUCAUAGCCACUGACCCACUUAACCCGCUUACUGCUGAGGACAAAGAAUUAUUGUGGCAUUUCAGAUACGAAAGCAUAAAGCACCCUAAGGCAUAUCCUAAGCUGCUUAGCUCAGUGAAGUGGGGACAGCAAGAUUUAGUGGCCAAAACAUACCAGUUAUUAGCUAAAAAAGAAGCAUGGGAUCAAAGCACUUUGGAUGUUGGACUAACAAUGCAGCUUUUGGACUGUAAUUUUUCGGAUGAAAAUGUAAGAGCAAUGGCAGUUCAAAAACUCGAGAGUUUAGAAGAUGAUGAUGUUCUCCAUUACCUUUUACAACUAGUACAGGCUGUGAAAUUUGAGCCCUAUCAUGACAGCGCACUGGCCAGAUUUCUACUAAAACGAGGUUUGAGAAACAAAAGAAUUGGUCACUUCUUAUUUUGGUUUCUAAGAAGUGAGAUUGCCCAGUCCAUGCACUACCAGCAAAGGUUUGCUGUAAUCCUGGAAGCUUACCUGAAGGGCUGUGGAAAAGCCAUGCUACAUGAUUUCAUGAAACAGGUUCAAGUAAUCGAAUUGCUGCAUACAGUCACAAUGGAGAUAAAAUCUGUUUCUGCUGAAAAGUAUGAUGUCACUUCUCAAGUUAUCACACAGCUUAAACAAAAGCUGGAAAAACUGCAGAACAACAAACUUCCAGAAAGCUUCAGAGUACCGUAUGACCCUGGACUGAGAGCAGGGGCACUGGUGAUUGAAAAAUGCAAAGUAAUGGCAUCCAAGAAAAAGCCCCUCUGGCUUGAGUUUAAAUGUGCAGAUCCCACAGCUUUGUCAAAUGAAACUAUAGGCAUUAUCUUCAAACAUGGAGAUGACCUCCGCCAGGACAUGCUUAUUUUGCAGAUUCUACGAAUCAUGGAGUCCAUUUGGGAAGCAGAAUCCUUGGACCUGUGUUUGCUACCAUAUGGAUGCAUUUCUACUGGAAACAAAAUAGGAAUGAUUGAAAUUGUGAAGGAUGCUACAACAAUUGCUAAAAUUCAGCAAAGUACAGUUGGCAACACAGGUGCAUUUAAGGAUGAAAUACUAAACCAGUGGCUUAAAGAAAGAUGUGUUAUUGAAGAAAAGUUUCAGGCAGCAGUGGAAAGAUUUGUUUAUUCUUGUGCUGGUUACUGCGUGGCAACCUUUGUACUUGGAAUAGGAGACAGACACAAUGACAACAUUAUGAUUACAGAAUCAGGCAAUCUUUUUCACAUUGACUUUGGCCAUAUUCUUGGGAAUUACAAAAGUUUCCUUGGAAUUAAUAAGGAAAGAGUCCCUUUUGUGUUGACACCAGAUUUUCUGUUUGUCAUGGGCAGUUCUGGAAAGAAAACAAGUCAGCAUUUCCAUAAAUUUCAGGAUGUUUGUGUGAAGGCUUAUCUAGCUCUUCGACAUCACACCAACCUGCUGAUCAUUCUGUUCUCCAUGAUGCUAAUGACUGGAAUGCCCCAGUUAACCAGCAAGGAAGAUAUUGAAUAUAUCCGAGAUGCACUGACAGUAGGUAAAAGCGAGGAAGAUGCUAAAAAGUAUUUCCUUGAUCAGAUUGAGGUUUGCAGAGAUAAAGGCUGGACUGUACAAUUUAACUGGUUUCUGCAUCUUGUGCUUGGAAUCAAACAAGGAGUAGAGAAGCAUUCUGCCUAACACUUUCUUUAAAGUCAUUCAAGAUAUGAAUAGGAAAUAAACAGUCUGUCUCCUUAUUUGUAGUUUUCUAAUAACAGAGCUGUUAAAAUUGAUGUUUAAUUUGCUAAUAGUUUAAAUGGGCUCUCCUAAAAACUGCAAAUUGGUUUAACCUAAGCUUCAAGAACGCCUGUCGUCUUAUUGCAGAAGUGUGUGUGUGUGUGUCUGUAUAUGCACACACAUAUACAUAUAUAUAUUAAUACUGGAGUUGUGACAGUGUAGCACCCUGCAUUCUGUUAUGUAGCUGCUUUGCUAAUGUGACCUGCAAUUUUCCCAUUUGCCUUUGUAAUAACUUCAGUUACAGGUGAAGAAGGGGCUGGGGCAAGAUGAUAGCCUGGUAACUGAAGUGUGACCUGGGUUUUUUUUUUCCUUCUCCUUAAUUACUCAUGUUUGUCAGGCCCAUCAAGAGAAGGAACAUUAUUUUUCAAGUGCAUGAUUACAUAAGUGCAGCCCUGUAGGAUGUUUAUUUCUGCCUUGGGAGGAUUUAUUACCAAGGUUUCUUCACCCUCAUUCAUCUCCUUUACCUUUAACUCCACUUGUCUUCUGACUCUUUUUCAAACUUAAAGUUGCUCAACAGAAAAUGACACUCCCUCUACUAUCUAGGGAAAACUAUGCAUUAUGGUUGUCUUAGCAUCCUGAACCAUGAAGGGCAGGGCUGGGUUGGCACUUCUUCAGAAAAUCUUUGUUUUCAAGUUCCUGAGUUUGCUUCUAUAAUUUUUUUAAGUUUAAAUGUUUCAACUUGGUGUUCUUCUAAAUGCCUUAUUCUUAAUGGGGAACAUCCACCAUAUUAUAUGGCAGAUGGAUGCUUCUGUUAUUUUGUGGUUAAAUUACUAAAAGUCUGCCUGUAUAGUGAAAGCUUUACUAAAACAAGGUAAUGAAUGGUACUUCCUCAUUCUAAAAAUGAAAUUCUUAUCUGAGAACAGUUCACGUUUCACCAAAUGUUGGAGAAGUCCAAAGGUUAUUUAUUCAGUGAUGUAUUUUGGGGUAAAACCUAUUAGGAACUAAAUAUCAUCAUUGAAAUUAUGUAUAUUUUGUUAUUUAUGGUGUUUAUUUUUUUAAACUUUUCAAACAAUUGUUUAUUCAAAAGUUAUUUAUAAAAGAAAUGAAAUUCCUUGUUUUUAGUUUAGCAGUAUAUUUAAAUGAAAUCUAAAGAGAGAAGAAAAUAUAACAGGCAAGUGCUGGGUCACUUUUAACUUUCUCUUUAGUAGGAAAUCUGAAAAUGAUUGAGCCUUUUAACACACACAGAAAAGCAAAAUAUUGCAUGAAUUUUGCCUGGAGUUCAAUGAUUGCAGUGGUCUCCCUGCUGAUCUGAUUGACUUGCCAAAGAGAGAAAUUGGCUUACAUUAUUGAUUAUUAGCACUUUUGCCUGUAUAAUUCCUUCUUUUGUUCCAUUUUUACAGAGUCUGAAUCAGCAUUGGUCAAGUGAAUUGCUAUGUUUUAUUAUUAUUUGCAUCAAUCAUUUCACUGAUCAGAUUUUAACUGCUGCAAGUGAGCGUGCUCUUGAAGGAUUUGUAAUACAUGUACUGUAACUGGUGUCUCAGUUACGAGACAUAUAGCCCAUCUAUUUUUUUAAAUGUAGGCGCUUAAUUAGUUGUUCUGCACAGAGAUAUUUUGAUGUAUAUGGUAAAAUUUAAUAAGGAAAUGUUAAAAGCUUAAAUGUUAUGAAAUCAAUUUUUGUUCUGCUGCAGUACCCCAUACAGGACAGGUUUAAAAUCAUGCUGAGGUGUGAAAUGUGAGAGUAUUGUAAUAUGAUGUUCCUGGAUUUGUUCUUUGUAGUUUUGAAAUUAAUUGUCAAGUUGUAUACAUUUGAUGAUAAAUCAUGAAUAAAAGGAUUUUUUUUUCCAAAA
This is a messenger RNA of Gavialis gangeticus (Gharial), 5368 nucleotides long. It is a transcript of the gene PIK3CG, whose product is annotated as phosphatidylinositol-4,5-bisphosphate 3-kinase catalytic subunit gamma. The transcript has 11 exons. Bases 165 to 3485 code for a protein of 1106 amino acids. Gene Ontology annotation, molecular function: 1-phosphatidylinositol-3-kinase activity; 1-phosphatidylinositol-4-phosphate 3-kinase activity. Gene Ontology annotation, cellular component: phosphatidylinositol 3-kinase complex, class IB; phosphatidylinositol 3-kinase complex, class IA; cytoplasm. The record is from RefSeq and is a predicted model, not a curated record. Lineage: Eukaryota; Metazoa; Chordata; Crocodylia; Gavialidae. Gene Ontology annotation, biological process: phosphatidylinositol-3-phosphate biosynthetic process; phosphatidylinositol 3-kinase/protein kinase B signal transduction; phosphatidylinositol-mediated signaling.